UUUGUUAUUUUUGCGAUUGAAUUAAAAACGAAUUGACAGAAUUAGAAUAAACAGAAUUGAUGAAUUCAUUAUUACGACACAUUUAAGUAGCGAAGCGCAGCGUCAACAUUUUUUGUAAAAUAUAUUGCAUUUAUAAAAGCAGUGACAAGUUUUGUUCGAGGUCUGCACAUAACUUUAGAUUUGAACUCUUCUGAUGAUGGAUGAUGAGCCAAAAAGAAAGUUUAAUGAAAUUGAUGAUGAUGUUCCCGAAGAAGACCAAAUAUUUUCUUCUCGUAUCAAAAGAUUCCCCAUCAUUACUCCUGAGGAGGUUGAAAAAAUGAUGAAGGAAAGUGAAGAAAAGGAUCCAGAGGUGAUAAAAGAAGUUGAAAUUGAAGUUGAAGAGAUAAAACCAAGCAGAGGAAGAAGAGGAAAGAGAAGAGGAAGAGGUAGAGGUAAAACAAAUGCAAAGAUUAAAAUAAAAAAAACCUCUGAAGAAGUUUUAUUGCAGGCUGCAGAAGAAGAAGAUUUAAACUUAUCUAAAACUACAAAAAGACGCUUGCAAAGGCUUCAAGAAGAUGAAGCAUAUAAAAGGCAGCAAAUUGAAGAAGAAAAUGCUCGUGUGCUUUCAUUUGACCUCUCAGAUGAUGAUUUGAAUGUUGAAGUGAUCGAUUUGGAUUGUUCUACCCCCCAGAAGAAUUCCGAGCUUUCCUUGAAAGUGCAUUAUCUUGCUGACAUUAAGAAAAUAAAAUGCCAACAAAGUGAGAAAUUUUCCUCCAUAUUUUGUAAAGUAGCUGAUGCUUUCAACCUUAAGGCUUCAGAAGUCUUAUUAUGCCAUAAAGACAGAAAUAUUCAAGUUGAUGACACUCCAAGCAGCUUAAACAUUAAAUUUUAUGAAUUAAUUGAAUGUUUGCCAUAUAAGGCAGAGAAAAAUGAAACUGAACUGGAUGACAACCAAAUAAAAGUGAAAAUGCAGUCUAAUGACAGUAAGAAAAAAAUAGACAUGGCGAUUCAUAGACUUGAAAGCAUGCAAGAGGUGAUGGUGAGAUACGCUAAGUUACGUGAAAUCCCUCUGGAAAAAAUGGUGUUUGAGUUCGAUGGAGAGAAAAUUGAAGGCACGGAAACGGCAGAAGACCUUGAAAUGGAAAGUGGAAGUUGCAUAGAUGUUAAAAUAACUGUAGACAAGCCAAAAAACAAUGACAUUAAAGCAACAGAAAAAAUGAGCAAUAAAGUGACUCUUGUAGAUCUAGAUGAUGACUCGAACUCUUUAGAAGGAAAUAUGCAAGUCAUAGACAUUGUAUAGUACAAUAGUACUGCUUUUAAUACUUUGCGUUUUCUAACUUCCAGAGUCAAAUGUAUGUGUUGUGAACUGCAAUAAUUUACAAAAAAUUGUGUUAUUUCACCUUGAAAUAAUUUGAAUCAAUCUCAUAAAUGUGCUGCUCAAACUUGAAUCAACAUUUUUGUGGUUCAGAUUUGAAUGGCACAUUUAUGAUAGUGGCAGGUACAAA
This is a messenger RNA of Uloborus diversus, 1484 nucleotides long. RefSeq lists its product as uncharacterized. The coding region runs from base 194 to 1279 and encodes 361 amino acids. Gene Ontology annotation, biological process: positive regulation of transcription by RNA polymerase II; cytokine production. Lineage: Eukaryota; Metazoa; Arthropoda; Arachnida; Araneae; Uloboridae. Gene Ontology annotation, molecular function: protein binding. The record is from RefSeq and is a predicted model, not a curated record. The transcript has 9 exons.